CCCACUGUGUUAAGGGCACUGCUUCUACGGAGCAUAGUUGAGCAACAUGAAUUCUCUUCAAGUUUUCAAAGUCCUGGAAAGUUUUGAUAAGCAAAUACUGUCCAGGCUCUGCUUCUCCAUUGGUUGUUUCUUCACUGCCAGAUUUUGACACAAAUAAUCUGAUUGAAAAAUCAGGGAGGGGAACAGGGGCAAAAAACAGAAAGAAAAAAGGAGAAGUAUCUAUUUCAGAAGACAGCUACCAAGUGAAAAAGUGGAAGAAAGAGCCACAGAAAGAAAGAGAAGACCUCUUGCUGGGGGGUUUGUCUGGGGAGAUUUCAAGGCAGAGCUUGAUUCCUGCAAACCACAGUCCCCAAAACAGUGUUUCUGCCCAGGAAGUGCCUGGAAAAUGCCACGUUCUUUUUUGGUGAAGAGUAAGAAGGCCCAUACCUACCACCAGCACCACUCUGUGGAAGAGAACCUGCCUGUUUCCACAUGGGAUCCCAUACCAUCACUCUGCCUUGCCCCAUGUGACAAGUCGUCAGAAGAAGUCAGGCCCUUCAGCGCAGAGUUCAAAAGCGAGUACCCAGAAUGCCUUGUUCCAAAACAAGAAAAGGACCAUGCUGGACUGAAGGAAGAAGGUGCACCUGCCCUGUAUCUGAACAGGACAUUGUCAGGGCUUCCAGCUCAAGAGACAUCCGUCCCAGCUCUGCAAGUUAAGGGCUGCAGCAAUUCCACAAGCACCCCCACCUUCUACAAGCCCAGUUUCUCUUGGGACGCCUUCCAUUCUCCAUACAGCUACAGGCAGAUGUCUUCCAGCAUGCAGUCAGCCCUCCUGGAGCGCUCAGUUAGUCUGUAUGGCAGCCACCUCCUGCCAGGCUCUGAGCCGCCUAUUGAUUACAGCAUGCGUUACUCACCGGACAUGGAGACGUACCACUGUGUGAAGUGCAACAAGGUAUUCUCCACCCCACAUGGGCUGGAGGUCCAUGUCCGAAGAUCUCACAGUGGGACGCGGCCCUUUGCUUGUGAUGUGUGCGGCAAAACCUUUGGACAUGCUGUGAGCCUGGAGCAGCACACGAACGUCCACUCCCAGGAGAGAAGCUUUGAGUGUAAGAUGUGUGGAAAGACUUUUAAGCGCUCGUCCACAUUGUCCACCCACCUCCUGAUCCAUUCAGACACGCGGCCCUACCCCUGCCAGUACUGCGGCAAGCGCUUCCACCAGAAAUCAGACAUGAAGAAACACACCUACAUUCAUACCGGGGAGAAGCCCCACAAGUGCCAAGUGUGCGGCAAAGCCUUCAGCCAGAGCUCCAAUCUCAUCACCCACAGCCGCAAGCACACCGGCUUCAAGCCCUUCAGCUGUGAACUCUGCGCCAAGGGCUUCCAGCGCAAGGUGGACCUGCGGCGGCACAGGGAGACCCAGCACAGCUUGAAGUGAGAGCACACCCCCAGCUCUGUCCUGGAGCCCCCACUCCCAGCCACAUGGAAUCCCACCAGUAUUCUGGCCUCGUCUCUCCCUCUGCUUGGUUUGGGGCACCCACUUCGUUAAAUGCUUAUCUCUGCCCGGAUUCCCUGUGGGACUGGCACAGCAACGUCAUCUUCCCUGCAUCCGACGAAGUGGGCAUUCACCCACGAAAGCUUAUGCUCCAAUACAUCUGUUAGUCUUAAAGGUGCCACAGGACUCUCUCUUGCUUUUUACAGAUCCAGACUAACACGGCUAUCCCUCUGAUACUAUCUUCCCUGGUGUUACCCCACAUCCCCCUGUGCGUGACCAAGAAUGGCACUGCCAGGAUCACUCACUGUCUGGUUUUAUCACAGGCAUUGGGCCAGGCUCUGAUCUCAGUUACUCCAGUGUAAAUCCCCUGGAGUCGUCAUUACUCUGGAUUUACAAUGAGUGCAGGAUCGGGCUCAUCUCAUCCCCUGGCGACACAGAGGGACUCCUGGGUUGAUGACACCAACUGACUAGCGAUCUGUGCCAGGCUCCCUAAUCACGCUCUACUUCGAUGGUUAGGAAGAUAAGGCCUGGGCAUGCAAAUAAUUUGCAUUCAAUGAGCUCCGCUCAGCUAAGACAGGGUUCCCAUAGAGGGCAUAAAUUUGGGGCACAUACACCUAGACUCACAUUCUUUCAACAGGAGUCUUUUUGUUAUCAGGUGAAAAAUAUGUAGCACUGCACGUUUAUCUUACAAUAGAGUUGGAGGGCAGGGCAGUAAAAAAUCAGACCCUACAUGCCCAUAUUAGUACCACCUGGCUACCUACAUGGACUUCUGAGCUACGUGGUAUUCAGGACCACGGGGAAUUUUGUUUCCCUGUCACUCUUAUAAAAGAAGAAGCUGAUCUAUCCGUCUUGCACCCAUCACAUUAGUAUGUGAGUACCCUACAAGUAUUAGCAAGGCAAAGUAGCAAUACACCUCUACUCCGAUAUAACGUGACCUGAUAUAACAUGAAUUCGGAUAUAACACGGUAAAGCAGUGCUCCGUGGGGGGCGGGGCUGUGCACUCCGGCGGAUCAAAGCAAGUUCGAUAUAACGCGGCUUCACUAUAACACAGUAAGAUUUUUUGGCUCCCGAGGACAGCAUUAUAUCGGGGUAGAGGUGUAUUUCCUUCUCUCUCUGGUCAAGCGGUUAAAGCACAGGGCUGAGAACAAGAGCCAUGGGUUCUCUCCUUGGUGCUGCUACAUCCUGACUAUGUGACCUUAGGCAGGGCACUUCCCCUCCCUCUGACUCAGUUUCCCCAUCUGUAAAAUGGAGAUGAUACUUCACCUCACUGGGGUGUCAUAAAGAUUAAUGUACCAGGUUUGUCAAGUGCUUCGAGAUCCUCAGCUGGAAGACACUAGAGAAGGGCAAAGUGCUAUGUUAGGGAGAGAAGUGCUUUUAAAUGAGAGGGGCAAUGAAGCCCCAACCAAGUCAGCCUCCGACACUGUGUCCAACAGUGACAUCACUGUGUUUAGCCUGUGGCUGGGAUGCAGCAUCGGUUCCUUUGUCCCUCUCUUUACCCCAGCACUGAUGAAUGAAACAAAAGCCCUGCAGUGACUCUCCUACAGAUAGGAAAGACAUGAUGCAAGUGGAGAAUUCAUUUACUGCCAGGAGGAAAAGGGCCAAAUCCUGCUCUCAGUUACCCCAGUGUAAAUCCAAAUGGCUCUGGCCCAGGAUGUGAAGCAUAAAUGCCUCCGUGUUUGUGCUGGCUCUAGGCUACUUUCCACUAAUAUGCAAUCUAGCGACUCAAAACACUCUCCCCUCCUUUGCGUGUACAUUUACAUAUGUAUUUAUACUUAUUGUAAUGUAUAUUUUUACUGUAAUAAACCAGACUGUAACAACC
This is a messenger RNA of Malaclemys terrapin pileata, 3290 nucleotides long. It is a transcript of the gene GFI1B, whose product is annotated as growth factor independent 1B transcriptional repressor. Gene Ontology annotation, biological process: regulation of transcription by RNA polymerase II. The record is from RefSeq and is a predicted model, not a curated record. The transcript has 7 exons. NCBI's taxonomy places the organism in Eukaryota, Metazoa, Chordata, Testudines, Emydidae. Gene Ontology annotation, molecular function: DNA-binding transcription factor activity; RNA polymerase II cis-regulatory region sequence-specific DNA binding. Bases 386 to 1414 code for a protein of 342 amino acids.